UACGCGGAGGUGGGGUGGGGGGAAGCCUCGUCUUUCCUUUCCCCGCCCUUCGCCCUGCGAGCCUUCAAUGCGAGCAGCCUGCCUGGGGCGUUAGCGGGAGAGUCCUCAGCCGCACCCUCUUUUUCCACGGCCCCGGUUCAGAGAUGGGCAGCUGAACCCUCUUCGGCGACUGACGGCCGGCCGAGCGGGAGGGAGGAGGGGUCGGUGGCUGGAGGCGAUCGUGGGGAGGAGGAGCAGCCUUCGCCGACUGCGCUGAAGGGGAAGGCGACGAAGCGCUGGAACCAGCCAGCCUCUUCUGCCGCCGUCGCUGCCGCCGGGGAUGUGCGGUGAGGGCCCGGGCCCUCCUGGCAGACGGAAGAGCUGAUUAACCGGGGAGGGGAAGAUGGGGCGCGGGAAGAUGGCGUCUCCGGCGGGGUCGGUGGCUUCCUCCCGCAGCCGCUCCCGGAUAGGAGGCGGGAGGCGACACUGCCUGUGGCGGCGUGCUGGUCCUUUCCUUUACUGGGUGCCGGUCCUCUUCAUCUGCAGCAUCCUGGCCUGGUCUUACUAUGCCUACGUCGCCCAGCUCUGUCUGCUAACAAUAUCAAAUAUUGGAGAAAAAAUGGUGUGCCUGAUUGCGUAUCAUCUAUUUUUCAUGAUGUUUUUGUGGUCUUACUGGAAAACAAUCUUUACAUUACCAAUGAAUCCUUCCAAAGAAUUCCAUCUGAGCUAUUCAGAUAAGGAAUUGCUGGAAAGAGAACCUAGAAAUGAAACCCAUCAAGAAGUGCUGAAGAGGGCAGCCAAGGACCUCCCUAUCAGUACAAGAACAAUGUCUGGAGCAAUCAGAUAUUGUGAUAGAUGCCAACUUAUAAAACCAGAUCGUUGCCAUCACUGUUCUGUCUGUGAUAAAUGUAUUUUGAAAAUGGAUCAUCACUGUCCCUGGGUGAACAACUGUGUUGGAUUCUCAAAUUACAAGUUUUUCCUUCUGUUCUUGGCUUAUUCUCUAUUAUACUGCCUUUUCAUCUUUGCAACUGAGUUACAGCAUUUUAUUAGAUUCUGGACAAAUGGCCUUCCUGACACUCAAGCCAAGUUCCAUAUUAUGUUUUUGUUCUUUGCAGCAGCUAUGUUUUCAAUUAGCUUAUCCUCUCUCUUUGGUUAUCAUUGCUGGUUGGUCAGUAAGAAUAAAUCAACUUUAGAGGCCUUCCGAGCACCUGUUUUUCGACAUGGAACAGAUAAAAAUGGGUUUAAUUUGGGCUUCAGCAAAAACCUAAGGGAAGUCUUUGGAGAUGAGAAAAAAUACUGGCUGUUGCCAAUUUUUACCAGCCUAGGAGAUGGAUGCUCUUUUCCUACCUGCCUUGUUAAUCAAGAUCUUGAACAAGCUUCUACUCCUGCAGGACACAAUGCAAAUAAAAAUGAGAAUAGUCACCAUUUUCCGGCUAAGACAUUACGAGAUUCUCAGAGCCACCUUCUUACUGAUCCUCAAUCUUGGACACAAACUAAUGCAGAUACUGAAAAGAACAAACUAGGUAUGAGCAAUCCUGCAUUAUCUAUGGAAAAUGAAACCUAGUCUUACAAGUAAAGAAAACAACACUGGGUCUUAAA
This is a messenger RNA of Ahaetulla prasina, 1578 nucleotides long. It is a transcript of the gene ZDHHC2, whose product is annotated as zinc finger DHHC-type palmitoyltransferase 2. Gene Ontology annotation, biological process: peptidyl-L-cysteine S-palmitoylation; protein targeting to membrane. Bases 383 to 1543 code for a protein of 386 amino acids. Gene Ontology annotation, cellular component: endoplasmic reticulum; Golgi apparatus. Lineage: Eukaryota; Metazoa; Chordata; Lepidosauria; Squamata; Colubridae. Gene Ontology annotation, molecular function: protein-cysteine S-palmitoyltransferase activity. The record is from RefSeq and is a predicted model, not a curated record. The transcript has 12 exons.